Soboliphyme baturini is the source of this 729-nucleotide messenger RNA. NCBI's taxonomy places the organism in Eukaryota, Metazoa, Nematoda, Enoplea, Dioctophymatida, Soboliphymatidae. The record is from the annotation of a GenBank genome assembly.
AUGCAAGAGAUUCGCUUGGCGCUGCGUGGCAGAGCAGAACUCCUGAUGGGAAAAAAUACCAUGAUCCGUAAAGUUAUUCGAGGUUACUUGCAGAAGAAUCCAUCGUUGGAAAGUUUAUUGCCUCACGUCGUCGGAAACGUAGGUUUCGUUUUUACGAAAGAAGAUCUAAUGGAUAUUCGUAAUGAAAUUAUUUCAAAGAAGAUCGCCGCUCCUGCGAGGGCAGGAACCAUUGCACCCAUUGACGUCAUUUUGCAACCUGUAAACACUGGAUUGGGACCAGAGAAAACUUCAUUUUUUCAAGCAUUGAGUAUUCCAACGAAGAUUUCGAAAGGAACCAUUGAGAUUUUGAGUAAUGUCCAUUUAAUAAAGGCCAAUGAAAAAGUCGGUGCGAGCGAAGCCGCGUUGCUCAACAUGCUGAACAUUUUGCCGUUUACAUAUGGUUUGGUCAUACUGAAAGUCUACGAUUCGGGCUCAGUUUUUCAUCCGUCUGUGUUGGAUAUAACGCCAGACGAUAUGCGAAACAAGUUCUUUAUGGGUCUUGAACACAUGGCCAGCCUAUGUAUUGCUAUUGAUUAUCCAACUAUUGUUAGCGUACCGCAUAUUAUCGCGAAAGGAUUUAAAAAUCUACUUUCUAUUGCAAUAGCAGCCGAUAUCUCAUUUAAGGAAGCGGAGAAAGUAAAUAGAAUUAUUUUUAUCUGUUGCUAUGCGCCUUGUUUGGUAUUUUUUUGA